AUGGCGACGCCGCCUCCGGAGGCCCCUUCUGACUUCAAGGAGGAGAAGCCUCAACUGCCGCCGUCGCCCAAUGGAGUUUCGCCUGGUGGUGUCGAUCGCACAGGUUCCCAAGAUGCUGUAGUCAGUGUCAAACCCGAUGCGCCCGUCAACGGUGCCGAGAAGACCUCGGCAGACACAAAGUCCGCUGCUGUCAAUGGUCAUAGUGCCGAACAAAGUUCUGUUCCAAACGGCCUAUCUGCAACCGCUUCUCCACCCAAGUCUCCUUCUCUGCCGAGUACAGACACACCCGCACAGCCAGCCGUCGCGUCCGAAGAUAAAAAACCUUCAAACGUGGAUUCAGUUGCGACUGGUGAGGGAGACAAGGCUACUGCAAGUAACAGUGAAUCUGUUACUGAGAAGGCUCCGCACACGGGCGGGGACACUCUUAGCCCCAAAAACACACAGGCGUCACCGGAUACGUCAAAGCCAUCAACUGAUACGUCCGAUGCCAAAGUGGAGAGCACUGCACAGUCAUCACAGAAUAUUGGAUCUGUGAAAACAGAACUUCCCCACCAUCCUUCCACCAGCCCGUCCAAAAGCGAUGCUGCCAGAUCUGUUUCUGCCGCGACGCCUCUUCCAAGCGUUGACCACGAGAUGCGUGACGCCCCGGUGGUUCCAGCGUCCCCGACGAAGGUGACAAGGGAGCGAGAAUCUGAUCAUGGUGAUGAACCCGCUGCUAAGCGAACCAAGUUCGGCGGAGAAGGCGCGUCUGCAACCGACUUCAAAGUUCCUAGCGCACCUACACCGGCCCAUGAAAGCCGCUCCGCUGGCUCGAGCAAUGGAUAUGGUGGGAUCACCAAGGUUCAACACAAGUUCUUGCUCAAGUCGAUUACGAGCCUGAAACGCAUGCACGACUCGCGAUUCUAUCGAGAACCCGUGGAUCCGAUCAAAUUGAACAUUCCCCAUUAUCCGCAAAUCAUCAAGCAGCCAAUGGAUCUAGGAACCAUCGAACGGAAACUCAAAUUCAACGAGUACAGAAGCGCACAGGCUGUAAUAGAUGAUUUCAGACUAAUGUGCCAAAACUCUUUAACCUUCAACGGCCCCGAUCACUUGGUCACAGUUGAGGGUCAGAGGCUCAGAGGAACUUUUGAGAAGCAGAUGCACAAUCUUCCCAAGCCUGAUGAGAUGGAAGAAAAGAAGGCAAAGAAACUCCCUCCCAAGACGUCGGCAGCCCGUCGAGAACCUCGGGCGGCGCCGAGUCCUAGUACGGCACGUGCUACCGGCAACUCUCCUCAGUCCACCACGUUCGCUCUAGGCCCGGAGGGUUUGCCGCUGAUCCGUCGUGACUCUGCUGCUAAUGCAGACGGUCGUCCAAAACGCUCCAUCCACCCUCCCAAGCGUGAUCUUCCCUACGCUGCAAAGCCAAAGAAGAAGAAGUAUCAAUGGGAGCUGCGCUUCUGCACCGAAGUAUGCGAGGAAAUGUAUAAGCCGAAGCAUUUCAACUACGCGGCGCCUUUCUACUAUCCUGUUGACCCUGUCGCUCUUAACAUCCCUACCUACCACAGCAUCAUCAAGAAACCGAUGGAUCUAUCUACUGUACAGACAAAACUGAAGGCUGGCCAAUACGAAAACGCCAGGGAAUUCGAAUUAGAUAUGCGCUUGAUCUUCAAGAACUGUUUCAAGUUCAAUAUCCCCGGCGAUCCCACAUAUGUUGCCGGUCAGCGUCUGGAAGAGAUCUUCAACCAAAAAUGGGCCCAAAAGACCCGGUAUCUUGAAACCCACGAACCUCACCCCGAGCACCAGAGCGCUGCAGAGUCUUCCGAGGACGAGAGUGAAGAAGAGGCAGAGGAAAGUGAUUACGAUGCUGAAAAACUCAGUUUGUUGCAGAAGCAGAUGGAAGAGAUGUCUCGUCAGAUUGAGGCCAUUACUCAGAAGAAGAAGAAGACCCCUCCUGGCUCCAAGAAAAUCAGCAAGUCGAAGCCUCCUAUGAAGAAGGAGGUCAAGAAGCCUGGAAGCGUAAGCUCGAGCAAUGUCAAAAAGGACAAGAAGAUCAGCACCAAGAGUACCAAGCCUGAGAAGCAGCGCUGGGUCACCUACCAGGAAAAGCAGAUUAUCUCCAAUGGAAUCAGUAGUCUUCCCGACAAGAAGAUGCAGGAAGCGCUCAAGAUUAUUCAGAGCAACGUUCCGGCUCUUAAGGGUACACAAGAGACAGAGAUCGAGCUUGAUAUCGAUGAGCUUCCCAACGAGGUUCUUGUGCUCCUGCUUCGUUUUGUCAAGAAGAACGCGCCUCAUGUGAUGGAGGAUGAGGAAGUUGCGACUCCCACUGCGGCGACUUCUACUACAACUGCUGCUCCAAAGCCGAAAAAGAACAAACCCAUGAGCAAGUAUGAGCAGGAGGCGCAGAUAAACAUGCUUGAAAGCAACUUGUCGCGCUUCUCGCAGGGAGGCGGUGGCCGCUCACCCGACCCUGUCCCCUCUGUCGAGGCCAACGAGAGUAGUGAUGAUUCGGAAGAUGAUUCUGAGGAGAGCGAGGAGGAGUAA
Messenger RNA from Aspergillus aculeatus ATCC 16872, 2520 nucleotides. Its product is annotated as putative transcription regulator BDF1. The record is from RefSeq and is a predicted model, not a curated record. The coding region runs from base 1 to 2520 and encodes 839 amino acids. Gene Ontology annotation, biological process: chromatin remodeling; regulation of DNA-templated transcription. NCBI's taxonomy places the organism in Eukaryota, Fungi, Ascomycota, Eurotiomycetes, Eurotiales, Aspergillaceae. The transcript has 3 exons. Gene Ontology annotation, cellular component: nucleus; chromatin.